Notechis scutatus (mainland tiger snake) is the source of this 1951-nucleotide messenger RNA. The record is from RefSeq and is a predicted model, not a curated record. NCBI's taxonomy places the organism in Eukaryota, Metazoa, Chordata, Lepidosauria, Squamata, Elapidae.
AAGUACUGUUAAUGAGUAAACUUUGUCUAUUGCAGAAAUGAGUCAAUGAAGAGUGGGGAAAUCAGCUAAAGUGGUCAUGUUUUCACUGAACAAUCCUGCAAAAGUGAAAAUUAAAACAAAAAUGUUCCUGCCGAAAAAUCAUUAGGAGUUUCAAUUGAUGCAAAACAGCCAAUUCUAUGAACACAGCAAGAUAUCAGAUGUUUCAUCGCUAUUUGAAAAUCUUCCAUUAAAGAUUCUAUGGCAUCGGAGAUGAACUUGAUCAACCAUCACCAGCUACCUUCAGCAGAUGGAUUUUCUCUUUCUGAAGGUCCUAAUUUAUUUGUAGACCAAUCUUCUCCUUCCUGGUGUCCUCCAGAUGUAUUAGACUACAGCUGUCAUCUUACCCCAAUCAGCAUAGGUAUACAUCCGGAUCCAAUGAUUUCUGCAGUGAAAGAUACUGAUGUGUCAUCCUACUCACAGUACAACACUAUGCAUUUUUGCCCAAUGCAACCUCCAAUCACAUUACCACCUUAUUAUUCAAGUGUUAGUCUUUAUCCUCCACAAUCUGAAGAAUGGCAUUCUCCUGCAAUGUAUGAACUUGGAAAAAUGCCCUCUAAUAACUUACAAACCAAGGAGACAGAUCUGGUAGACAUUCCUGUAGCCAAGAAAUCUCGAGUGGGUCUACUCUCUGGAAGAACAAAAGAGCUGUGUGUUGUCUGUGGUGACAAGGCCUCUGGGUACCAUUAUAACGCCCUGACUUGUGAAGGCUGCAAAGGUUUCUUCAGAAGGAGUAUCACUAAAAAUGCUGAAUACAAGUGUAAAAAUGGAGGAAACUGUGAGAUGGACAUGUAUAUGAGGAGAAAGUGUCAGAAGUGCCGUCUACAAAAGUGCAAAGCAGUAGGAAUGCUGGCAGAAUGUUUGUUAACCGAAAUACAAUGCAAGUCAAAACGACUAAGAAAAAAUACAUCACAGCCCCCAGAGGAAGCUAUUAGUGAGGAUCUCGAGAGACCUGACCUGAAGAAAGUGUCAUCUACAACUAAAUUCUAUAAGGAGAAAGUAAAAUUAAGCCCGGAACAACAGAAUCUUCUUCGUUAUAUAAUGGAUUCCUAUAAUAAACAGCGGAUUCCUCCUGAAGUUACCAAAAAACUUUUACAAGAGGACUUCAGUGCAGAAGAAAAUUUUCUUAUUUUAACAGAAAUGGCCACUAGCCAUGUUAAAAUCCUUGUGGAGUUCACUAAAAGGUUACCAGGUUUUCAAAUCCUGGAUCAUGAGGAUCAAAUUGCUUUGCUGAAAGGUUCAGCAGUAGAAGCUAUGUUCCUUAGAUCAGCUGAAAUCUUUAAUAGGAAACUUCCUAGAGGACAUGCUGAUCUUUUAGAAGAAAGAAUUCGCAACAGUGGUAUAUCUGAUGAAUAUAUAACACCUAUGUUCCAUUUCUAUAAAAGUAUUGGGGAACUCAAGAUGACACAAGAAGAAUAUGCUCUGCUUACAGCAAUCGUUAUCUUAUCAUCAGAUCGGCAAUACAUAAAGGAUAGAGACUCUGUUGAACGGCUUCAAGAGCCUCUGCUAGAAGUUCUGCAAACAUUCUGCAAGCUUCAUCACACGGAAAGCCCUCAACAUUUUGCUUGUCUCCUUGGUCGCCUUACAGAAUUACGGACUUUUAACCACCAUCAUGCAGAUAUGUUGAUGUCAUGGAGAGUUAACAAUCACAAAUUCACACCUCUUCUUUGUGAAAUAUGGGAUGUGCAGUGAUAGCCCUGUUUUUUACUGGAUCAUAAACUAAGUUAACUGGGACAGCAGACUUGAAUCCAUAACAUCAGUGUGUUCAUUCAGAGUUUUUGUAUUGUAAAUAUUUUCUUAAAGCACUUAAAUUGAUAGUAAAUCAUUUUCAUUGAAGUUUACAUUUGUGUCUGUUUACAUAGAAUAUCUGCCAUGGUUCUUAAGUUCCUUGAAACAAGUGAAUUUCUAUUUGCCU